Molecule: messenger RNA, 630 nt
Organism: Nicotiana tabacum (common tobacco)
Lineage: Eukaryota; Viridiplantae; Streptophyta; Magnoliopsida; Solanales; Solanaceae
Source: RefSeq, a predicted model, not a curated record
AUGGAGAAUGCCCCUAUUAAGUAUGGAUUACAACUUGAAUCUGAAUCGGAAGAAGGGGUGGAAGAGACUCAGUUCCAAAAGGAUGCAGGGUAUCUUGGCAAUAUGAUUACAUGGUAUAAUAACAGGGGAGCUCCUGAUAUUGUAUGGAAGAGACUGUAUAGGAUGGUGUAUAACUCAGAAUGGUAUGAAUUGUAUGGUAGGACUACUGUUACCCACCUUGCUAAUGCAUAUUUCUCUUAUGUCGUCAAAAGUAUAUGGGAAGAGAAUAUCCAAGGUAAUCCUCUCUGGUCCUUACACCAGAAGCUUAAAAAGACUGUCUCCAAACUCAGUUCCUGGUCAAGAGAAGUUUAUGGAGACACUCAUGAAGAACCUAUAAGACUCGACCGAGAAAUUUCUAACCUUGAAUUUGUUCUGAUGAAUAAUAACAACGAGAGCAAUAGAACCAAGCUGUACAUAUCAAAGGCUGAAUAUAUUAGAUAUCUCAAAAUUCAGGAUUCUAUGUUGAGACUGAAAUCUAGAGUUAAAUGGCUCUCUGAAGGUGAUUCUAAUACUUCUUACUUUCACAGUGUGAUCAAGGAUAAAAGAAGGAAACUGGGCAUCAACAAGAUUCAGAAUGAACAUUUCCAAUAG